Molecule: messenger RNA, 549 nt
Organism: Penaeus indicus
Lineage: Eukaryota; Metazoa; Arthropoda; Malacostraca; Decapoda; Penaeidae
Exons: 2
Coding region: 1-549 (182 amino acids)
Source: RefSeq, a predicted model, not a curated record
AUGCUAGAGACAUUGGAGAGCUUGGAACUGGUCUUGGUAAAUACUGGAUUCAAGAAGAGAGAUGAACAUCUAACAACAUACCGAAGUGGAGAUAACAGUUCCCAGAUCGACUUCCUAAUGGUGAGGAAGAGAACCCGUAAAAACGUGAGAGAUGCAAAAGUGAUUCCCGGUGAGGCAGUUGCUCACCAGCACAGACUGCUGGUCAUGGACGGGACGUUUGCUAAGAAAAGGAAAGGAGAAACAACAGGAAAGAAGCUGCAGAAGAUCAAGGUGUGGAAACUACGGGAAUGUGCAGGAGGAUACAGAAGGCACGUGGGAGAGAGACUGAAGAGAGUGAAGAGAGAGACAGCAACCGAAAUGUGGAAGACCUUAAAGGAAGCAACGGUGGAAGUGGCAGAAAAGCUGUGUGGAAAAACAAAGAACGAAGGGGAAGAGCUAACAGAAUUACCAGCAGUAGAAGGUCCGAUACAGCAAGUACGCCUGCAGGAGGUAUCAGCCGUCCUCAAGAUGAAGAACAAGUCACCAGGCACAUCGGAGGUGGUGGUAUAG